AUGUCAAUGACAACUCUUGCGGCGACGCACGACGGCGGCAGCGGGUGCCUGAUCUGCCAGAGCAAGGACCAGCAGAUCCAGGCUAAGGACGAGGUAAUCCGAGCCAAGGACGCGGUCAUUGCCGCCAAGGACGACGCUAUUGCCCAGAAGGACCAGGCCCUGAAAGCCGAGCGUGAGCUCCGAGAACAGCUUCAGAAGCAGCUCAAGCUGGCGUCUGCAGGAGUCAAGGCAAAAGCAACAAAGGACAAGGAUCCGUACCACCACCGAGUGUCGGGAACAAGGAACGGCGGUGCAGAGCAUACCGAGGCGCACACACUGCAUAACCAUCGUCUGCAGGACAACAGCAGAGACGCAGCGGCAGGAUGGAUGGAUGAAUCGAAGGUGACCAAGAAGGCGAGUCUUAUCAACAUCAAGUCUGCGAGCAGUCAAGCCCAAGAGGAAAAGGACGCCCUGACUAUCUACAUCCGAAAUGUCACCGAGAGUGUCACCUAUGAGAUGCUCCACGACGCCUUCUCUGUCUUUGGCAUCAUUCGCACUUUGAACGUCGUCCAUCCAAAGGCGUGCGCUUUCGUCGAGUUUGCUACCCCUGACGCUCAUCAAAAGGCUUUGGCAGCGACGUCGGUUCCUGUGGGAGAUGGUCAUGAGAAUGUGCUGACAGAGAAACGUGUCCGCAAACCACAACAGACGGGCGGCGGGUUUACACGACGUCCAUCGACCAACAACCUCAAAUCGUUCGCAUCAAAUGGCAACCUCCAGGCCAGCUUCAACAACAGCAGCAACAACAGCAGCAACAACAGCAACAGCAACAACAACUCGCACGCACAUCAUAUGAUCAGCACUGCUGCAGCCGUGCCCAUGCACACUGGAACCGCCAACAGCUAUCACUCCAUGACUAAGAUGAACUCCAAGGGAACGGAAUCGCAUGCCAAGGAGGACGAGGGCUGUGACCUGACUGCGACCUGCUAA
This is a messenger RNA of Linnemannia hyalina, 966 nucleotides long. Lineage: Eukaryota; Fungi; Mortierellomycota; Mortierellomycetes; Mortierellales; Mortierellaceae. The record is from the annotation of a GenBank genome assembly.